Molecule: messenger RNA, 4139 nt
Organism: Bemisia tabaci
Lineage: Eukaryota; Metazoa; Arthropoda; Insecta; Hemiptera; Aleyrodidae
Source: RefSeq, a predicted model, not a curated record
UUUCUUCGGACGACAGCAUUCGCGAAGUGAGGUCAAUUGUUGAUUUGCUUGGCGCAGCGCUUUGCUCCGUGCAGCGCAACUUAACUCGAUUCUGAGCGCGCGAAUAGUUCGGGGACAAACAGUCGAUGUUUUCCAGAUUUUCCAACUAGUAUUUGCCCCCUAAAUCUUUUUAUUUGAUUCGAUUUUUCAAACCGUCUCAAGUUCCUCUCAGAUUGUCUCGAGUGAGUGUUUCUGGAGUAAGUGUUUGGGUUGAACGUGAGUCUAAAUUGUGAUGAGAAUUUCUCCGCAAUGCUACAUUGCGUUUAGUCUUUUGCUUCUUUGCGUGCUCGUCGAUAACUCUCUAACUUGAACAGUGUCCUGUUUCGUGCGUGUUUUCUUCUAACAUAAAUAUCUGUAGGUUUUUUUCAUCAAGUUUUGAGGGACCACUUUAAUUUCUAGCACAGCAUUUUGAAUUUUUUUUAAAUUUAAAUUUUUUUAGAAAAAUAAAAGGUAUUAGGUAUCAAAGUGCUUGAAAUUGCGAUAAAUUGUGAGAUUAGUUUACUUAGCAUUUCAUCGACUCGGAAGUGGGGAAAAAAAUGAUAUCAUCUUUGUUUUUCUCAAAAAUUCUCUAAAAUUAACAUAUUUUAAAAUGAAGUGCGUGAAUUUAGAGGUGCUACUGAUUUUUGUGAUUUAUAAUAUAAUUUUCACAUUCAGUCAAAACUCAAGGACAGUCCUGGCAGAUGAUGUGCAUGAAACAUUUGACCAUAGUGAUCUUUUAAAUUCAAAACCUACGCAGCCCUUAAAAUUUCCACCCUCUUUCGUAACAAGUGAGAAACCGCUAAAGAAUGUCCAGUCGGUUGCAAAAAAGUCUUUGCUAAAGAGGAGAAAACCACAAAAAGAGUCGGCGUCCAAAAAUAAAAUCAAUACCCAGUCGGUCGCAGAUAAACCCAAGGUUUCAACGCCUAAAUCUGAUGUGAAAAAUCCGGAAAAAUGCACCUCACAAGAGCUUUCCCCGGAGUCAGGUCCCGCAAAAGCAAGUCCGAAAUCUGACACAAAUCCGGAAAAAUACACCUCACAAGAGCUUUCUCCGGAGUCCGGUCCCGCAAAAGCAAGUCUAAAAUCUGACAAUCCGAUUUUUGCUGUUGAAGAAAUUCCGGAGAAAAAAACAAAAGAGGCCCACGAAAGUGCUCCGGAACGGCGGUCUAUCAAUGGAGACUCCGUUGAAGAAUCCAUAGUCCCUGCGAACUUUCAGUUGACCGCAGACGAGGAGGAAUUCGUCAAACGAAACGAACGCAGGGAUGGAAAGAAACUACUAUUUACAUUGCAGAUCCCUUCGAAAGAUUCCGGCUCGCCGGAAACUUUCGUCUGUAGCCCUGUCGGGAAAACUGGACCGCGUUCAGAGCCGUCAUCUCAAAACUCUUACCCUGCUGCAGAAUCUAGAGUUCCGGAACAAAAACUCCGGAAUUUAGAUCCUCACUCCGGUCGUUCAGGAGAAGAUCCGGUCGUGAAUGAUAUCGUAUCCAAGUUGAAAAGCGCUGUUCUGACUUUCGAGGACCAAAUCAAAAACAGCGACGAGCAGCUAAGCUACGUAGGAUCGGAAGAAGAGGCCGAAAGAAAACUCACGAGGAAAUUUAUGCGUUUUGUACAAAAAUAUUUGGGCUUGCCUGAGCCAGAAAUUUGUUCACCAGUCAGCGAGACCUCCCCCAAAGAAGUUAUAAAUCCACCCUUCGUUCCAUCGACUGAUAAAGAGGUUCCAGCUUCAAACUUCGUUCAAAACCCAUCCAGCGUACAAAGUUCGCAGCCCGGCGUGAGUGGAUUUGCCUAUCCGGAGAAAUCAAGGCACUAUGAAUCGCAGAACUCCACACCGACGAAGAACAUACCAGCUGCGAUGCCUGUUGCCGACCUUGAAAAAUCAAGGCAGUCAGAAAGCAUCACGCGUCCCAAGAGUGCAGAAGAUGCAAUGCCUAUUGCCUACACUGUGAAUUCAAGGCACCACGAGUCUUCAGCCGGGUCUUGGGAAACUGAGUACCCCCUCUCAGAAUUAGAGGACAAAAAGUACAGCCUGUCCAACAUACCUCGAGUCAUUCAAUCCACGGAUCUGUCCAAGUACUUCCCUACUACGACGCAAAACAGAAGGAUCAUCGAGAGCCCCAGAUCAGAGCAACCGAGUUUCGACGGAGGACAGUGGAGGGUGGUCUCCCCGCAAAGGGAACCAGUUCACCCCAAUUCUCCCCCCAAGUCCACCAACCAAAACUGGAGCGUCAAUGCAGCCAGAAAACCUAACGAAUUCCUCAUCACCCAAAACAUCCCAAUCCAAUUCUCCACCGAGCCUCAGAGGGAGACUCGCCCUUCGAACCGGUUCAAGAUACCGGAAUUCGAGCACGCCCUCAGCGCGGAAGUACCAGAAACCGCCACUUUCCCGUCCGUGCGCGCUGCUAGCAAGGCGGUCGAACCGGUUGUCAUGAGCGACCGUCAUCAUCCGAGACACCAUCAGAAAUCCAGACUAAAAUCGCAGAAGGGCAGGAAAGAGCAAACCAAAGCUCAGAACUGCGAGCUGGAAUUCGAGCCGCAACAACAGCAGCAACCGGUUCUGAACAAGGCGCAACAAUUCGAACCGCAACAACAGGCGCAACCAGUUCUGAACAGGGCGCAACAAUUCGAGCCAGUUCCGCAGGUCCCACACCAGUUCUCGAUCCAGUACAACUUCCCUGGGCUUCCGUCGACGAAAGUGAGCAUCCCCACGUCGGACAAUCAUCCCUCGACGUUCACGGUGGGUGCACCGCCCCCUGGGGGCUCGGCAUCGAUGCUCCCCGUCCCGGUCACGGUGCAGAGGGUCAACGCGUCUAAAUUCGUCGUCAGACAUGAGGAUCCAAUCGUUAUUAACUAUCAGUCGGAUCCGUACAUCGUCGACUACGUUGGCAACCCCCCUCGAGGGUAAAAAGGAAUUCUGCUGCAGCUUGGAACUGAAGAGCCUCCAUCGGAUGACUAUGCAACUUAAGGUCAUCUUCCUUGGACCAUUCAAAACUCACCAUGACUGCCAGAUAUCUGAACAAAAUCACUUUCUAAGUCUUUCAAAACUUGAGCAAAUAGGCAAUAAUUGAGAGAAGCAUCACCUUUCCCACCAGUGACCACCAGUGACCGAACAAAGUGACCGAAGCUAAAAAUAAACUUAAAUGAUACUUACUUACAUCUACUAAAAUCUGCUUGACCCAAUAUUUUAUGAUAAAAAAGAAAUAUUUUGCUUUAUUCUGAACAAUCCAGGUGCAGACUGGGAUCCUCAGAUGUGAGCAAUAUUCAACGUCAAACGAUCAAACGGUGCUAUCAAUAUAUCAAAGUCAUAAAUGUUGCGAUUGGCUUAUCCGAUGUCUUGGACCAAUCACAGCAUUCGACCUCGAUAUAUAAACAGCACCGUUGGGUCGUGUUACAAGGGCUGAUAGGCGCGGGACAGUCACAUUGGGGGCUCUGCCAAUGGAGGGGGAGGAGGUUAUGCAAGCAUAACAAAUGGGUAAAUUUUGAGGUAUGAGGUCUCGUUUUCUCGAUUAUGUAUAUUUUACCGGACAAGAUUCGUUGCUUGUAAAUACGAAUUAAGCAUACAUUUUCAUGAGCAAACCAACCCUUUGGUAAAAUUGAUACUCAACCUAGAGGUCGGGUCUGGAGAAACUCUUUCCAAAUCAACGAAUCUUUUUGAUUAUGAGGAAAGGGGGCUUUAAACUGUAGAAAAACUCGUGAAGGCGUCUUCUAAUAAAUUAUCAGGAAGAAUAAUUUGUGUAAGAAGCGUGGGAAUGAGCGUGAAGGAAAAAACGGCAAAGGUUGAUUCAAUCAGUGUCGUGGCGUGAAUCGCGAUUUAUCGAUUGCUAUGCCAUUUAAACCAACGGUAAAGAAUCGAUUAUUAAGGCUUUCGCUGCGAACACCCUGUCUAUCGAUCCUUUUCCAUAGGUUUAAAUGGCAUAACAAUCGAUAUAUCGCAAAGCACGCCACGCCACUGGAUUCAAUUUAUUGUUAUUCGUAUAAGUUAUUACUUAAUUCCAAUGUUAUUUAUACGUUUAGAAGUUGACAGUUUAAUUUAUUUACAGGUAUCAUUUUUAUUUUUUUCCAAUUUGUCGGUUUUCUUGGCACAUGAGAUGUUAUUUUUAUUGUAAAUAAAUGUACAUACAAAUAUU